Pectinophora gossypiella (pink bollworm) is the source of this 2048-nucleotide messenger RNA. RefSeq lists its product as uncharacterized. NCBI's taxonomy places the organism in Eukaryota, Metazoa, Arthropoda, Insecta, Lepidoptera, Gelechiidae. Bases 363 to 2018 code for a protein of 551 amino acids. The transcript is spliced from 2 exons. The record is from RefSeq and is a predicted model, not a curated record.
ACUCUUAUCUAUGGCAUGACCUCCACAUUGUUUAGGAUUUCACAGAUGCUUCACGAGUAUACGAUAAUAUUAUUUACAUUAAACACCGGCCAUUAAAACUGUUUUACCGAUUGUACACAAAAACCAAUAAUAAUAGGCUAUCACUUGCAGAUUUCUCGUAAAAUAGUAGUAUGUUAUGAAGUAAGCCGGUCGAAUGUCAUCGCGAGUAGAGUCAACGAACUCGAAAUUAAUUUAGUACAUGCAGAUAAAAAGUCGUAAUUGUUUUUUGCACCGAUAUUUAGUAAAGAAUUAUCUCGGGAUGCUCAGUGCCGGUCGAGGUGACACUUUUAUUGCUCGUGCUUUAUUGCGCGGAUAAGUCUCCAAUGAGAAAAUGCUAUUUGAAUCCCUCCGUGACAAUGGCUUGGAGUUAUUUCGCGUUGUGCGUCACCCUGGUGUGUCGAGCGACUGCGGCCGUCAGGAUUAAUUUCACCAGCUGCCAACAACCCGAGUGGCACUGCUUGAACAACGUCCCCAGUGAGAUCGUAUACUCCUGCGCGCUCGUUAAGAGCAAUGACUUCAUAAUACACCUCAAGGACUACUAUACAGAUCACAUAAGAAGCGUAACCGUUCAAAAUUGUAGAGAUUUACGUGUGGUGUUAGACUGCCCUAUUCUGCAAUGGGCCUCGCAACUCCAAGAGUUCAAAGUGAAAGACUGCGACAGACUAGAGUUCGUGUCGUUAUCAAGUAAUUCGUUACUGCAAACGCCGCCUGAGGUGACGAUAGAAAAUGUAAGAGAAAUCGUUUCAUUCCCGAAAAAGCUGUUUAAGUCCCCGACGACAAUGAGUGAGUUAAAGUGCGCGGGAUCGACAACCUUACGAAAAAUACGAGUUACAAACAGUAAAAUAAAUUCUAUAAAUACGAACGCAAUUUACAACGUCACUGGCAUGAAGAGCAUAGAGUUUGAAAAUGUAACAAUAAUUAAUAUUCAAAACCAGGCGAUAGAGGCCAUUAUGGGCAACGAUAACAGUAUGUUUACUAUAAUCAACAGCAAUAUUGAUAACCUGGAUUUCAAAGGUAUUACAGUACAUAGUGCUUCGGUUACUAUUUCACAAAGCACAUUUGGGGACAUCAUUGGGAGCGCUUUAAAUAUAACUGCAGACUAUUUAUACAUAACAGGAAACACGUUCAAAGAAAUCUGCGCAAAUGGUUGGAUACUAAAGUCUGGUAACGCCGACAUAACAAAUAACGAUAUAAGCGCUUUGAAACGCGGCGCAUUCACUAACGUUAAAUGUGCGUGGAAGCGAAUGAAUAGAAAAUGGUUCACGUUCUCAAGGAAUAGGAUUGAAAGUAUCGAAUCACACUCCUUAGUUAUGGACUACACCAGCUGCAAAACAGCUGGCACAGUAGUCACAUUUACCGAUAAUAAAUUCGAUUGCAAAUGUCGAAAUAUUGCUUUCUUGAACACAGCGGCAGUAAACAGCGAAUUCAGCAAUUUGAUAUUUGACGUGAAGUAUAAUAACACCUGUUUCAACGCACCAUGUAUGCUCCCAGUAGACGUAAUAAAGAUGUUAAUAGAAAGUGACAUGUGCCAGUUAAAACUUGACUCUCAAGUCAUGUGUCUGCUAUACAACGACAAACACUCAAACAAUGAAGUAACGGUCAACGAAGACUUUACAGAACCGACAUCAACCUUCUACGUCAUCGGUCACGCUAACCGGAAUGGAGACGCUAGCGCAGCUAUGACGGCUAUAGACAAAGAUAUACUCAGAACUAACAAUCUAAAUAUGACUAACAGAACCGCAGUCAAAGUUGUCUUCGAUUCUUCAAGAGACUUCGUUGAGACUUUAAGAAGUACGGGUACACACAGUAGACCUACCGAAGAAGCUAAGGCUCCGAAUAAUGUAUACGUGAAUAGAUGUGUGGGAAAUCAUUGUAGGAAUAACGCAUACGACAAACAAAAAGCUCUGGAUUUCUACAAGUACGUGUACGCCCAGCUUAGGCAGCCAAAGCAAAACGAUGUUAAGAAGAAAAAGACUUAAAACAUAUAAUAAAUAUAGUUUCUUAUUUAA